Angiostrongylus costaricensis is the source of this 1974-nucleotide messenger RNA. The record is from the annotation of a GenBank genome assembly. NCBI's taxonomy places the organism in Eukaryota, Metazoa, Nematoda, Chromadorea, Rhabditida, Metastrongylidae.
AUGCAAGCGGUGAUCGCCUUGUGUCAUUUCUGUGAAAACCACGGUCCAAGGGUGAUGAUGAUCACUCAGCCUAUGCGCAGCACAUCCAGCAAAGCCCGUCAGUUUGCGAAAGUGUUACAGCUGUCACCACUAGGAGAUAGUGACCAUGAAAGGCCGAUCUAUUACGGAGAUUGUACGCCUGAAAUUCUUGAAGAUCCGGAGGAACGGUGCAAUGCCUGCACUUCUUUCGGUAAUAUUAAUCAGCCUUGUUUGCUUUCAAAUGACCAUGAGAAUAAAACUAGCUAUAUUAGUACUCAGAUUCCUCUAAAAGAGCGAGUUUACGAUCGGGUCCGAAAUGCGUGUCUACGUUCUUUAAGUUGCGAGAUUCCCGCACCACACAAGGAAUCAUCAUUUCCAAUACGACAGGUUCACAUUGGAACCACUGGAACACAUAUUAAUCAAGUCCGACAUGAAGGCCUUGUCGAAAAUGUCGAUGAAGGUGGAAAGACUGAUGCGGAUGGACCUGUUUUUUUCGGUGAUGCAGACAACGGAUAUUGUUUCUCGCUCACAUUUAGGUUACGGGAUUCAAAAGCUCGUGGUUUCCUUCGACUUUAUUCGUUCAUCGUGGUUAGCAACGACAUGACAUAUAUAAUUAAUAAUUAUGAGUUCUUUCUACAAGCGCUCACAGCAGUGAAGGAAAAGCUGCAAGGUAUGGCGUCAGCCACAUUUGAAAGCGAGCUGACACAAGAUGAUGUGAUGCGACCUCAUUAUGCUAGCAUGGCUGGUCGGCUACCAAGUGGCUGGUUCAGACCUAAUGAUAGAAAUGGAAGACGGGUUGCCAUAGACACUAAGAGGAAUCUUCAAACGAUUACUGGUGAUGAGCUUAUUUGGAACAUGUUACAUAGAUUCUCGACCGCAAAACUCACGUGUUCUUACGCAAUAUCACUUAGUAGGGUCCUCACUCCAUGUCUAGCAUACGUGGAACCUCAUGGAAGGAUUGGACCUGGGAAUGUUGAAAGCUCAAAACAGUUGGCUGUAUUUAUGAAAAAGUGCGUGGACAAGCUACUUCAAUUCGCAGUUUUGCUCACUUAUGUGCUCAGCGACGGCGAUUUCCUACGCUCGCUCUCUGGUCCGCUGUUGCCGGGCGGAGCGCCUCCCACUGGCGAGCUCUGACAGAUGAUGUGGACCCUGCGCACUGAGAUUCUCCGGUAUUGUGAUCAAGUAUUGGAAGGUGUACCGACGCAGGACAUGCUAGUGAUGAUGGAGAUGGAGCCGGCUGAUAUAAUGGAAUUGGAUCUAGCACAUCCAAAUCAGCACGAGGUGACAUUACAACAGUUGGCAAAUUUGAAGCUGGCCGCAAAGAUGUUGCACGAUGGAAACGAAGCGGAUCUCGACUUGGUGAUUAAACAAGUCAUUACCGGUGGUCAGGUCGUCGUCGAGAGUCCUGAUCGAGUACUAGCAAAGCAUCUUAUUCUGGCGCUUUCAAAUCUUCUACCGAUUGGCUGUUUGACAGUGUUGAUUUACAGCGAGACUUACGAGUCAAAGUACAAUUUUCUUGGCGGUCCGGUCGAUAUGGAUAUACCACUCGAUACGAACGUGCUGGUGCUCCGCAUCGAGGCCAUCGAUACCAAUCAUUUGACAAGCGGGUCCAUAGAUUCGUGUCGUAUUCAUGUGCGACGACGUCCUGUACCCACCGAUCAAAAUCCUCGUGGCACUACGAGGCCAUUUCAACCGUUUUCAGACAACGAAGUGCACAGUACUGUUCUUGACGCCACAAUCCGUUCAACACGUGAACACUGGGUUUCGAAAGCAAAGCUGGUUUAUCAGAUGUCUUGUCAGAAAGAGAUCACUCCAUCAGUGAACAUCAGCAACGUGUUCAACAUCAUCCGUGGUUGUUCCGAACAGGAUCGUGAUGUGCUAAUGUUUUGGCAAGAGGGUUUGUCGAAAGUAUAUAAGGAAUCUGUGAUUGCAACAAUUAGUCAACACCCACAUUAA